CACCCAUUCAAAACAAGCCCAGACACACACCGACCGAUUGCUGGACAGGCGAUGCACGGUGUACUCAUCCGACCCACAGGACUGGACAAACUGACGAGCCGGGGACGGUUGAAGACCCACCGCCACACAUCAACGACACAGCUGUAUAUUAUUCGACACGCGCUCUUUGGUGUUUUUUGAGCCGUUCCUGUUCCUCCAGUAGUCAUCAUCAAGACUACCUGUCAAAACGACAAAAGUGACAGAUUCACGAUCGCUAUCGCUGCAGAUUUCUGGACACGACAAUGACUCUGGAGGAUGAUCUGACAACAGCCGCAGCGAUGGGAAACACGGCAGAUGUGGAGUAUCUCCUGCGGGCAGGAGCUGAAGUUAACGGCGUCAACUGUUUCGGUCGAACCGCUCUACAGGUGAUGAUGAUGGGGAGCACGCCGGUGGCUCAGCUGUUACUGAAGCACGGAGCGGAUCCCAACGUGGCGGACACAAGCACCGGGACCACCCCGCUGCAUGACGCGGCCAGGACGGGCUUUCUGGACACUGUGCGGUUGUUGGUGCAAUUCCUGGCUGACCCGCAGACCAAAGACAAUACAAACAAUCGGGCUAUCGAUUUGGCCCGACAGAACGGCCAUUUAGAUGUGGUCGAUUUUCUGCAGUCUCUGUAAAAUACUCCGUGAUAUUUUUUGUUGCAAAUGGGGGCUCUGAGAAACGGGGCAUGACGAGGCCUGCAGCCAAAAUUAUGCAUUAGAAUGUUUUGCUGAAAAACAUUUUUUUUUUUAUUUAUUUGUCAGAUUAUUUUAUUUUUUUGCUGAUAGGCAUCUUUUUUGUUGUUUGAACGAAAUCGGGGUUAGGCUCAGGGUCGUUUUUAUAAUAUAUAUAAUAUAAUUUAAUAUAAUAUAAUAGCCAGGCUAUUGGGCUACUGAUAUUAUACAGCGACCUUAAUUAACACAAUUUGUUGUAGAUUUAUCUUCCGUGGUAUAAUUGAAAUAUAGGCUAUCGAUUAGCUUAUAAGAAACCCCACUUUAUAUAGUGUACAGUUUUAAUGUUUGUUAAGUAGCCUAAAUUGUAUUUUUAAAAUAAAAUUUAAAAUAUUUAACCAAAUAUUUAACCAAAGCCAUUCAAAAUGUUUUGCACAUUGCACAUUAGUGUCUAACGUAUCCUGUGAGCAUUAUCUUUAUUCUGCAUAGACUUCGGGUCCCACUUGCUGUUUGUACAAAUGCUAUUUCCGGACUCGCAUAUAUUAUGCACUUUAAUAAAAUCGAGAUUUAGGCCUA
Perca fluviatilis (European perch) is the source of this 1265-nucleotide messenger RNA. RefSeq names its product cyclin-dependent kinase inhibitor 2A/B (p15, inhibits CDK4) (gene cdkn2). Gene Ontology annotation, biological process: negative regulation of cell population proliferation; regulation of cyclin-dependent protein serine/threonine kinase activity. Gene Ontology annotation, molecular function: protein kinase binding; cyclin-dependent protein serine/threonine kinase inhibitor activity. Lineage: Eukaryota; Metazoa; Chordata; Actinopteri; Perciformes; Percidae. Gene Ontology annotation, cellular component: nucleus. The coding region runs from base 282 to 656 and encodes 124 amino acids. The record is from RefSeq and is a predicted model, not a curated record. The transcript has 2 exons.